AUGCUGCCUGUGUUUGAAGCGGAGACGCAACAAGGACAAGCUGUGCACAUAAACUAUUAUUUAUGCGUGUUGUGCGUGUGUGUGUGGCAGGUGCUGCUGCGGGCACGCGCGGCAGGCGCACGGCAAGAGCGCGGAGGUGGGGGCGCCAGAGGAGGUGUGGAAGCCGUCGCGCCACACCGCGCCGGGUCCCACCGACGCCUUCGGCACCCUCGAGUUCCAGGGCGGCCCGCACGCCGGCAAGGCGCAGUGGGAAUACCGGUGAGCUGUAUUGAUCGUUGUGUGGUAAGGGCGACGGAGGCACUACCUGGAGCAUAUGAGGAGGAUUAUGGUGGCCCAAUGUCGGAGGGCCCUCUCCAUGAAGAAUUCCUGGAAGAAACGUAAAGUUUAUUUGCGUGGGCGCUGUUGCAGUACGUGCGUCUGUCGUACGACACGCGGCCCGAGCUCAUCAUGCAGCUGUUCACGCGCGAGUGGACACUGGAGCUGCCGAAGCUGCUCAUCACGGUGCAGGGCGGCAAGGCCAACUUCGAGCUGCAGCCCAAGCUGAAGAAGGUGCUCCGCAAGGGCCUGCUCAAGGCCGCGCGCACCACGGGCGCCUGGAUCUUCACCGGCGGCACCAACACAGGUGCGCUUUUCUUUCCUUCCUUCCUUCCUAGGCGAACGGGCAGCAAGAAAGGCGAACGGGCAGCAAGAAAGGCGAACGAGCAAGAAGACGAACGCAGGCAAGAAAGAAGGGCGAGCGAACGGCAGCAAGAAGGCGGCGAAACGCAAGCAAGAAAGCGCGCGAACGGCAGGCAAAAGGCGAACGGCAGGCCAAGAAAGGCGAGACGGAAGCAAGAUGAAGUACACGAGCAUGAGCUAUGUAUUUCCGCUCGCCACUGCAUAAUCGGCAGGCAAGACAAGGGCGAACGGCAGCCAAGAAAGGGCGGAACGGCAGCAAAAGAAAGCGAAACGGCAGGCAAGGAAGAGGCGAAAACGGAGAAAGCAAGGGAAAGGCGAACGGGAAGGCAAGGGAAAAGGCGAACGAAGGGGCAAGAAAGGCCGAACGGGGAAGCAAGAAAGGGCGAAAAAACGGGGAAGCAAGAAAAGGGCGAAAAACGGGGAGCAAAAAGGAAAUUCUCCUUCCCCUCCCCUUUGUGUGAUGUUUGCCUGCUGCGUGACGGCGGCAGGUGGGACGAGCGCGCUGCUGGAGACGUCCGCAGCGACAGCGCGGCGCGUCGUGGUCAUUGCGCAUCGAGCCUGGGGCAUCGUGGAGAAAACCACGAGCUGGUGCGGGCCAACCAGACCCUACCACUCACAUCUCCUGGCCCAGCGUGAAUUCCGACGCGCACAACAUACUGGAAGCUGGAUAAACCAGUUUUUUUUUCUUCUCGCUGGCUGCUGCAGAGUCGUAAAGUAACUAACUCUAUCAUCCUGCGGCGCAAGCUGGAGAAGUACAUCUCGCACCAGCGCCUGCACCCCGGCACGCACUGCAGCGUGCCCGUGGUGUGCCUGGUGAUCGAGGGCGGCACCAACACCAUCCGCGCCGUGCUGGAGUACGUCACCGACUCCCCGCCCGUGCCGGUGGUCGUGUGCGACGGCUCGGGCCGCGCCGCCGACCUCCUCGCCUUCACGCACAAGUAUGCAUCGGAAAGUGGUGAGCAGACUGUUCUCGAGAACAUGAAAGACUACCUGAUUGGCACCAUCCAACGUACUUUUGAAGUAGGUUUAGAACAAGCUGAGUGCUUGUAUUCAGAGUUAUUACAGUGUACCAGCAAGAAGAACUUGAUCACUGUCUUCCGUAUCACCGAUAGGCCUGAUUGGAAAAGCCAGGAACUGGAUCAAACGAUCCUUACUGCGCUAUUCACUAGUCAACAUCUGACACCCACAGAGCAAUUAAGUUUAGCACUUACAUGGAACAGGGUUGAUAUUGCUCGAUCUGAAAUAUUUGUGUAUGGACAAGAGUGGCCUCAGGGGGCACUUGAUGAAGCAAUGAUGCAAGCACUGGAACAUGAUCGAACAGAUUUUGUUAAAUUACUUCUUGAAAAUGGAGUGAGUAUGAGGAAAUUUCUCACAAUGGCUCGCCUUGAAGAACUUUAUAAUACAAAACAGGGACCUGCAAAUACAUUAACCUAUAUACUCCGUGAUGUGCGUCCACACAUUCCUAGAGGUUAUGUAUACACUUUGCAUGACAUUGGCCUUGUAAUUAAUAAAUUGAUGGGUGGAGCCUACAGGCAAGUCAUAGCUCCUUAUACAAGGCGGAAAUUCAGAGUUAUCUAUGCCAAAGUAAUGAAGAAGUCUCCUCAUGUACAUCGUAAUAGUGCAUCCUUUAUUCGCUAUUAUGGAAACACAAACCUCACAAUGAGUCUUUUGGCAGAGACUAUGCCCACCACUAAAGAUGCUUCUUUGUUUGAAUUCCCCUUCAACGAACUCUUGAUCUGGUCAGUGCUGACGAAACGACAAGCGAUGGCUCUGCUGAUGUGGCAGCAUGGAGAGGAGGCCCUGGCUAAGGCCUUGGUGGCCUGUAAGCUUUACAAAGCAAUGGCACAAGAAGCAGCUGAAGAUGACUUAGAGACUGAAAUAUAUGAAGAACUGCGUUCUUACAGCAAAGAAUUUGAAACUAUUGCAUUAGAGCUUCUGGACUACUGUUAUCGGCAAGAUGAUGACCAAGCGCGCCAGUUACUUACCUGUGAACUACAAAACUGGAGUGCACAAACCUGCCUGAGCUUAGCUGUGGCAGCAAAUCACCGUGCUCUUCUAGCUCAUGCAUGUAGUCAAACUAUUCUGGCUGAUCUUUGGAUGGGUGGAUUACGCACAAGGAAAAACACAAACCUGAAGGUGGUUCUGGGUCUGCUGUGUCCUCUCUAUGUCACAAGACUUGAUUUCAAGACAAAAGAAGAAUUACUUCUGAUGCCACAAACCCACGAGGAGCAUUUGUUUGAACUAGAGGAGAAUGAAAGUGCUGAAACAGGCACUGGUGAUGGCCCCCGUGGCUCAGACCCUGAUGCAGAGGCGCUGAUUGGAGAAGGAGGACCUCGAAAGGAGACAGUGGUGCAAGAGAACGGCAGUGUAUUAGUGGAAGGAGAGUCCUAUAAUCAACUGUUCCCAUUAUAUGACAUCAAAGCUCAUCGACCUUUGAGGUUGCGUAAGAAGUUCUAUGAAUUUUUCACAGCUCCCAUUACAAAAUUCUGGGCUCAUUCGAUGGCCUACGUCUUGUUCCUGAUAAUGUUCACUUAUGUAGUGUUGGUGAAGAUGGGGCCAGUACCUUCAUGGCAAGAAUUAUACAUCAUUGCAUAUAUCUGUACGUUGGCAUGUGAGAAAGUUCGUGAAAUUGUUUCCUCUGAACCAGUGGCUGUCAGUCACAAAUUUGCUGUUUGGGCAUGGAAUAUGUGGAAUCCUUGCGAUGCUGCAGCAAUCAUCUUUUUUCUGAUUGGACUUAGUUUGCGAGUACGCGACAGUUCAAUGAAGAUAGGGCGCAUCAUCUUUUGCGUAGACAUCAUCUAUUGGUACUUACGGAUCCUCAAUAUCCUGGGUGUCAACAAGUAUUUGGGACCACUGGUCACAAUGAUGGGGAAAAUGGUGAAGAAUAUGAUAUACUUUGUGGUGUUGUUGCUAGUGGUGUUGAUGAGUUUUGGAGUAUGCCGACAAGCAAUUUUGUAUCCUGACAGUGACGCUUCAUGGAUGCUAGUGCGUGAAAUAUUUUUUCAGCCCUAUUUCAUGCUGUAUGGUGAGGUGUUUGCCACAGACAUUGACCCAGCAUGUGGAGAAGGACCAGAUCAAGCACGCUGCCAAAUGGGAAGAUGGAUUACACCUGUUGUAAUGUCAAUGUACCUGCUAGUAGCCAAUAUUCUUCUUAUAAAUCUUUUGAUUGCAGUCUUUAACAAUAUUUUCAAUGAAGUCAAUGCUGUUUCACAUCAAGUUUGGAUGUUCCAACGAUUUACAGUUGUUAUGGAAUACGAGCAGAAGCCAGUGUUGCCACCACCAUUGAUCGCAUUAUGUCAUGCUGCUAUUUUGUUUAAGUAUUGUCGUCGGAAGGCUCAAGGUCAAGGAACAAACACAGAAACUUAUGACAAUGCAUUGAAGCUCUUUCUUGAUGCGGAUGAUAUGGAGAGACUGUACGAUUUUGAAGAAGAGUGUGUUGAAGGGUAUUUCCGUGAGCAAAGUUCCAAACUGGCAAUGUCUAGCGAGGAACGCAUUAGAUGUACUUGUGAAAGAGUGGAAAAUAUGUACCAAAAGGUGGAGGACAUCAACCAGAAGGAGAACGCGCAGACGACGGCCAUCCAGAGCGUGGAGUUCCGCAUCCGGAAGCUGGAGGAGCUGGCGGCGCAGACCGUGAGCCACCUGGCGGUGAUCCACCGUUUUAUGGCGACGCACUCGCGCGACCCGCUGGCGGCGGCCUCGGCGUCGGCCGUGGCGGAGCUGGAGCUCCGGACGGCGGGCGCGGCGGGGUCGGGGCCGGGGCGCGGAUACAGGGGCCGGGCGCGGGCCGGGGGCGCUGGGCGGCGGCGCGGGGCCGGCGGAGGGGGGCCGCGCCCGCGACUCGAGGGCGCGCGGCUCCUCCGACCGCUGGACCGCUCGAUGCUGGUUGGUGACCGCGCUCGCGCCGACCGCCGCCACGCGCCACGCGUCCGCGUCAGC
This is a messenger RNA of Gryllus bimaculatus (two-spotted cricket), 4614 nucleotides long. The record is from the annotation of a GenBank genome assembly. Lineage: Eukaryota; Metazoa; Arthropoda; Insecta; Orthoptera; Gryllidae.